UCACCGCCGCGGCUCCACGACCAGAGCGAAGUGCGAGUAGAGGAGGUUCCCAAACAUGCGUCUGUACCAGGCUGACCUGCUCAAUGAGACAGAAGAUGGAAACCUCCCUGCCUCCUAGACCAGCGGCGUAGUUCUAGUUGCCGCAUUUCAACGAGUUAGCUUUCUACGACCGGCCGGGGGGGUUAACCGGGGUCUUUUUAUUUAUUCAAGGGAAAGAUGGCGGAGUUCUCACCCGUGUUGCCGAUGCGGGAUGGAGGAGGACGGUUCGCUCAGCAGCCCAUCUUCCCCCGGUCCAGGUCCGGCUCCGAGUCCGAGAGCGAGCUGUCCCAGAGCCUGGCCCGAACCAAGAUCCGCUCGUACGGCAGCACGGCCAGCGUCACGGCCUCGCUGGGGGAGAAGUACAUAGAGCAUCGGGUUACAGACAGCGAUACUCUGCAGGGGAUUGCUCUCAAGUACGGAGUCACGAUGGAGCAAAUCAAGCGAGCCAAUAAAUUGUUCAGCAACGACUGCAUCUUCUUAAGGAACAACCUCAACAUCCCCGUGGUGUCGGAAAAGCGCUUUAUUUUCAAUGGACUCUCUCUUGAGUCUCCUGAUGGAGAAGGUGAAACGGCGUGCCAGGAGUCAGGUGGAUCCUGUAUAAUAACGCCGGACAUCGAGGGUCCAUCGCCGCCUUCUUCUCCGCCUCCCCCUGAGGAUACCAAACCUCCCCAAAGUCAGCCAGAGGAGCUGUCAGCCAAAGACUUCUUACACAGAUUGGACUUGCAAAUUAAGCAGUCAAAGCAGGCUGCACAGAGGCUGAAAGAAGAGGAAGUAAGGAGCAGUGAAGAGAGCUACACGGCCCCCCAGUCGUCCUACCAGGAGAUAUAAAAAGCCCUCUGUUAACCUGGAGCCCUGGCUCGUGGAGACACGCGUACACACUCCAACCACGCUACAACCUCAUCGCCCCCCGUCCCGCCCUCGGCCUGCCCACUGUUUGCCAUGUUGAACACGUUUCAUGUUUGCCUUCUUAUUUAUUGAAAUGCGACUAUUGAGAUGUAUUUUAUUACUUUUUUUUGGUACAGUUUUGCUAGGUUCCUGUGUACAUGCAAGCAUCCGCCUAGCAUAUGUGUGUGAAGCUGCUGUACAGAACACACCUGCUGCAUUUGUUCACACUCACACACGGCGCUAAGCAACUCCUGAAGGAUUAACUGAACAGACCUGCUAACUGCUUCCGAUGGUCUAAAUCUCCUCCUAGAAUAGGAUCAUUGGAAAGCAUAUCCAAGCCUUCUUCAUCAGUGUUUACUUUCUACAAGCAAAACUGACAGUGGAUGUACUCAGCCCUUUGGACAUGUCUCAUUUGCCUCCUAUUUGCUUUUUUUUUUUGGAAACAGAAGGCAGGGAGCUCUAUUUUUGAAGUGUGAAUGCAUUAUUUAUGUAAAUGGAAAGACGUCUGUGAUAACUUUUAUUGUGGUUUUAAACUUUUUUUGUGGGUUUAUUUGGGGGAAAUAAAUGUGUUUAAGC
Cololabis saira (Pacific saury) is the source of this 1500-nucleotide messenger RNA. It is a transcript of the gene lysmd2, whose product is annotated as LysM, putative peptidoglycan-binding, domain containing 2. The transcript has 3 exons. The coding region runs from base 217 to 867 and encodes 216 amino acids. Lineage: Eukaryota; Metazoa; Chordata; Actinopteri; Beloniformes; Belonidae. The record is from RefSeq and is a predicted model, not a curated record.